CUUUUAUUGUUGGAUCAAUUCAGUUUGAUUGCCCUGGUUCACGAUUUUAUGAUCAGAGUUUAUGGUUCUCCUCAGUUUAAUAACUGUGUUUCUCCCUGUGACCCGAGGGUUGGCGGUGGGGGGCAGAAUCUGUUUUUACUUCCUUGACAUGAUGAAGUUAACAAGAUAUUAUAACUGAUGCCAAGAACAAAUUACACUGACUUGAUACGACUUCCUGUACAAGAGGAGGUUUCUCCAUCCAGUUUCUUCCAACAACAACCCGUUCAUCACCAGAGUACCAGUGUACAUGCUGAAGCAAACAUCUGCCUUGCUAACCAUAAACACUUAGACACAUUCUUUCAGGUAGUUGUAGCCGUUGUAGUCCUUCACGGUUGAGCCACCUUUUUUUCCUUCUGGGCAGGAGAUGGCAUGGAAACGGUUUCAACAUCCAUCGGGCAGGCCAUAAAUUUGUAAUGGGAGUAAACGUCAGCCAAAGCUGACCCUUAAAUCAUGCUCUCCGUUUCCUUAUGCUCUGCCUGUUGGUUUUGGCGCAUGCUUCUCCUUUUCUUCUUCUUCCUCGUCUUAAGGGGAGCCCGGCUCUGCUAUGCUUCCUCCGGUUUCCAGCCAAAAGGUUGACGGGGAGUGACAUGUCUGUCCAGGUGCGCCUGAAUGACUACCUGGACAUCUACUGCCCCCACUACCCUGAGGAGGAGGAGGAGGACUUUCCCCGGGGCCCCCAGGAGCCCGAGGUGCUGGCCCUGUACCUGGUGGCCGAGAAGGACUUCAGGGGCUGCGUGGAGAGCAAGCGGGCCAUCAAGAGGUGGGAGUGCAACAGCCCCCAUGCGCCCUUCGGCCCAGUGCGCUUCUCUGAGAAGAUCCAACGCUUCACCCCCUUCUCCCUGGGCUUCGAGUUCAUACCCGGGCACCACUACUACUACAGCUCGUUGCCUACAGAUGAAGGCCCCCCCCUGCCCUGUAUGAAGCUACGUGUCACAGUGUGCUGCGAGCCCACGUCAGAGGGAUCCAAACAGCUACAAGAAGCCCCGGGGACGCAAGGCCAUGCAGGUCCACUGGGGAGAGUGUCCCUGUUGCUCCUCCUCUGCGUCCCCCUCCUGCUGGCUGUCUGAACCCCCUGGUUCCCCUCUCCUCCUCACCUCUGCCCAUGUCUGUGUGGAGGAAGCAGAGCUACGGCACAGACAGACACCAGGCACAAUGCCGUCCGUGCUGAGCUAUGGUGAACCCACACGUCUUACGGGACGCCAGGACAACUGGGCUGGGGAGGGCUUGUGUCCCCCUGUGGAGGGGUGACUACUCAGGGAGCUGUGCUCAACCGUUUGGGGAACUCUGGAGGUUAUUUAGCUGUUCCCUUAUCCCCUGCCAUGAGUCUGGUCUUCACAGGUUCAAGCAGACUCAAAAACAUGAAUGGGUUUUUACGUCCCUGUACUCGUGUGAAGACAAGACUUUUCUUUUCCAAACAGGGGUUUAAUAAUUAGUCUUUAAUGUGCUAUUCCUUUCCUUACCUAAGCCAGUCUCUAGUAGUGUUCCCUCAGAGUGCCGCCCUGUAGCAGACCCGUCCUACUGAACACCACAUCCCACAUCCAGGCCCCUCACGAGACACUCUGAUAUGAUUCGUCUGCCCUCCGUCCCUCCCUGGACCUGAUGUACGGAUGUCUGGCUGCACACUAAGUUUAUAGCUGACUAUAAACUGAUGAAAUCACAUCCAAGAUGGGACUGGUGAGAAUAAUCAAAAUACGAAAUUAUGAUUAUUCUGUAAUUUAUGGAAAACCAAAACAUGUAGCGUGGGGUGCAGGUCUGUUGCGCCCCCUACUGGGAUUAAACUGGUCUCACUGGGAGCUGCCUGGGUUGGCCCAUGCAGAAAAUGGACACUACAACGACUUGCUCCUGUUAGUGGUUGGUCAGGGAGCUAAGAGCCUGGACCCAGGGCCUGGCUGGGGGUAGUUUGACUGGGGGCCCAGUUUGCUGCUUCACCAUCCGUUCCGUCUUCUGGGGGUUAAUGAGGGGUCUUGGCGGGUCGGGGGGCCGUGGCCCGGCUCACUGUGUACAGACAGCCGUAGUUUCAUCGUGUUAACGUGCCUACCAACCAACCAGGUGUUAUGCACCAUAUUUGAGAAUGUCUACUGAGCACUUAAUCACGCAAUAACUUUUUAAAUAAUAAACCAUGAAGCGAGAUGGAUGUAUUUUUUUCUUACAUGCAAGAUAUUUUAAUAUAAGGUUUCCUGCUUUAGAACAAUCUGGAAUCUUAAAAUUGUGAGGACAUUUUUUUGCUGGUGUAUAAUUAGUAGGCCUGUGUGGUAGAUAUUGGAUGACCAUGAAUUAUUGCAGAAAUCACCAGUUUCUUUUGUGUUUUUGCUAACAUAUUUUGGAUACAUUGUCCAUGUUGAUGUGUUUCUGAUUUAGUUUGGUGGAUAUAGUAUCCUACAUCAUUUAGUUUUUUUGUUAUUUUUAAGUUUCAAAUUCCAGAAUGUUCUUUUCCAAAUAAGAAAGGUCAUACAAUUUAGCUUUUUCUUAUAUAUGCAAAUAGGCACAAUAACAUUUGUAAUACAUGUCAUUUGAGAAAUCCUUGAUGCACACAUAUUGACUUGAUAUGUCACAUUUAUUGGCAUGAAAUGUUAUUUAAGUUGGUUUAAAAAAGUGUGAUGAUUUAACUCAAUGAUGUAUGAAUUAUUCUACAUAGGAUUUAAAUGUUAGAAACUAUAGAACCUUGUUCAGCUUUUUUUAAUUUUACAUGGAUCUCCCAGUUCACCUGACACUAUGUCUUCCUUCUGUGUCAUUUACAUUUGUUUGGUUUCACAUUGUAGUGAAAAAUGAUGCCUCUUCUAUGAAGAUUCAAGCCAAUCUGAGCCAUUGUUUCAUACAUGGCCUGUCAAAGCAAAAUAAAUGAUUGCAACAAA
Gadus morhua (Atlantic cod) is the source of this 2891-nucleotide messenger RNA. It is a transcript of the gene efna4, whose product is annotated as ephrin A4. NCBI's taxonomy places the organism in Eukaryota, Metazoa, Chordata, Actinopteri, Gadiformes, Gadidae. Gene Ontology annotation, biological process: axon guidance; ephrin receptor signaling pathway. The record is from RefSeq and is a predicted model, not a curated record. Gene Ontology annotation, molecular function: ephrin receptor binding. The transcript is spliced from 5 exons. Bases 507 to 1106 code for a protein of 199 amino acids. Gene Ontology annotation, cellular component: plasma membrane.